Meloidogyne enterolobii is the source of this 534-nucleotide messenger RNA. The record is from the annotation of a GenBank genome assembly. NCBI's taxonomy places the organism in Eukaryota, Metazoa, Nematoda, Chromadorea, Rhabditida, Meloidogynidae.
AUGUUAACUCAAAAUAAUAAUUUACAACGUUAUAUAACCAAAAAUGGUGCUCAAUUUGGUAUUCCUGAAUGUCUUGUACAUGGAAAUCCGAUUGCUUCACAUUUCUUUUUUUACUUGAAUAAUAAACAGAAUAAUCAUGAGUUAAAUACAAAUUUGGAGAAGGGAAUUGUGUUGAUUGAUUGGACACGUAAGUUUGGUGGAGAAACACAUUGUGGAUGUAUUGGUGAAGAUUUAGCCAAAUGCAUUUGUUGGAAUAUGCCAACCAAGGAGCGCAAUGAAACACAACUUGUUAAAUUGCUUCAAUAUUACCACUACCAAUUAUUAAAAAGAUUACAAUCAUUUGGAGCAGAUGCCGAUUUUCAAAAAGAAAUAACUUUGGAUCGAGUUACGGAUGCUUUUGAACAUUAUAUUCCUCUUGCUGCCCUCACUUUUCUUCUCUUUCUUCCCGAAGAUUUAAAUGAUGCAAAUUCUGCGGUGCUAGAAAAGGCGCAUCGACUUUUGGAAGAAGCUGAAACGGCUAUUGGAAAUUUUUAA